Aureobasidium pullulans EXF-150 is the source of this 759-nucleotide messenger RNA. RefSeq lists its product as uncharacterized. The record is from RefSeq and is a predicted model, not a curated record. NCBI's taxonomy places the organism in Eukaryota, Fungi, Ascomycota, Dothideomycetes, Dothideales, Saccotheciaceae. The transcript has a single exon. The coding region runs from base 1 to 759 and encodes 252 amino acids. Gene Ontology annotation, molecular function: nickel cation binding.
AUGGCGGCACCAUCCCUCCACUUCCUCCUCCUCCUCUCCGACUCCGCUCUCCCCUUGGGCUCUUUCGCCUUCUCCUCCGGUCUAGAAUCCUACCUCGCCCACCAUAAACCCCCCUUCACCACUUCCCCCUCUCCACCUCCUCCUCUAGAUUUCGAUUAUUUCUUACACCUUUCCAUUCGAAAUCUAGCAAGCACGAAUCUUCCAUACGUGCUUGAAGCUUUCAAUCAACCUGGGGAACUGAGGAAUCUGGACAAUGAUAUCGACGCCAGCACCGCAUGUACAGUUGCCCGUCGCGCAUCAGUGGCGCAAGGGAAAGCCCUGCUAGGUCUUUGGGAGCGCGCCUUCAAAGCUUCUUGUUCUGCUUCUCCUUCAACCACCCCCUCCAUCUCCGCCCUUUCCUCCUUCUCUGCAGAUUUCAAACUCGCAAAACCGGAUAUCUUCGGAUUACAACUGAAUGCGCAUUUCGCACCUCUGUUCGGUGUAUUGUGUAAAUGUUUGGGAUUGUCUGCAGAGGAAGCGAGUUAUCUGUUCUUGUGCAAUCAUGCGAAAAGUGUGCUUUCUGCUGCCGUGAGGGCGGGAGUUAUGGGACCGUAUUUGAGUCAUGGGUUUUUGGCGUCGGAGAAAUUGCAGGGGGUUAUUAGGGGAUGUGUGGAUAAGGAGAAGGGGACUGAGGUGCAGGAGGCUGGACUGACUGUGCCGGUUAUGGAUUUGUGGGUGGGGAGGCAUGAAUUGUUGUAUUCUAGAAUCUUCAAUUCUUAA